AGACUACCAAACCUACCCGCGCACAGUGGAUGGAGUACGAGUCUACCACGCUUCACCAUUUCCAGAAACAAAAGCCGGACAAAGCUACGGAAGGAGGAAGAAGGCUUGUGCAGAAUCAGAACCCAGCACCAUGGCGGGAUCCGCGUUCCUCAACGCCCUCGUCCUCCGCGCGCCAUCCCCAUCCCCGUCGCUCUCGUGCUCGUCCUCGUCUACGCGCCGCAGCGCCGGCGCCUUCGCGUUCCCGAACCCACCGCGCCUCCCAUCUCUGCGUUCUGCGCGCCGCGUCGUCCUUGCGCGGGCGGCGGCGGCGCCGCCGGGCGCGGGCGGUGACCCCGAGCCCGAGGACGACGAGUGGGGGCCGGAGCCCGAGGGCGGGUCCGCUGUCACGGGAGCGACCGCGGUGGCGGAGGCGCCUGAGGCGCCGGAGGCGAGAGAGGUCGCGGAGCUCAAGGCGCAGCUGAAGGACGCGCUGUACGGCACGGAGCGGGGCCUGCGGGCGUCCAGCGAGUCGCGGGCCAAGGUGCUGGAGCUCAUCACGCAGCUCGAGACGCGCAACCCCACGCCGGCGCCUACCGAGGCGCUUACGCUCCUCAACGGCAAGUGGAUCCUCGCGUACACAUCAUUUUCCCAACUGUUCCCACUAUUGGGGUUUGGCAAUCUGCCUGAGCUCGUGAAAGUGGAGGAAAUAUCACAGACCAUUGAUUCUGAGAACUUCACAGUGCAAAACUGUAUAAAGUUUUCAGGACCUUUGGCUACAACCUCAGUUGCCACCAAUGCAAAAUUUGAAAUCAGAAGCCCCAAGCGCGUGCAGAUCAAAUUUGAAGAAGGCAUUGUUGGUACACCACAGUUGACCGACUCCAUUGUGCUACCAGAGAAGUUUGAAUUGUUUGGACAGAACAUCGACCUGAGUCCACUGAAAGGCAUAUUUACAUCUAUCGAAAAUGCAGCAUCCUCGGUUGCAAAGACCAUAUCUGAUCAGCCUCCGCUGAAAAUACCAAUCAGGACAAACAACGCUGAAUCAUGGUUGCUUACGACCUACCUUGACGAAGAGCUCAGGAUCUCCAGAGGCGAUGGCAGCAGCAUCUUUGUGCUGUUCAAGGAAGGAAGUACUCUUCUAAACUGAGACCCAAAUCCCGAGUAUAUGAUCUUUGAAGAUGAACCUUGAAGUAGUUAUACUGCUGAUGCUUUUCUUUUCUUGUAGUAAUAUACUCCGUCCCAAAAUAAUAUACUCUUAGACUAGGACCGGUUUAAUCCCCAAGUUAUAUAAACUCUGUAUAUAUCACCCAAGACACUACAUGCAAGUUAUCCAAUUUCAUCCAAUGCUAUUCUCCUACAUGGUAUA
Molecule: messenger RNA, 1342 nt
Organism: Sorghum bicolor (sorghum)
Lineage: Eukaryota; Viridiplantae; Streptophyta; Magnoliopsida; Poales; Poaceae
Product: probable plastid-lipid-associated protein 2, chloroplastic
Exons: 3
Coding region: 131-1123 (330 amino acids)
Source: RefSeq, a predicted model, not a curated record